AUGGACAAGCUGCCGGUAGAGAUCCUAACCAAAGUCAUCGACCUCCUCACCCCGAAAGAGAAGGUGCAGCUGCAAUCUGUCUCCAAAAAGUUCUUCGACCUUGCCCGCGAUAAUAACUUGUGGAAGCUGCACUGCUAUGAGCAAUCAUGGGCUGCCUUGCAAUCUUCCCGUCCGGCGGGCCGAACCUCGGAGAGCCUCCUCACACAUUCGACGGCCUCUUUGAGUACUUUGGGACAAACCUCGCUGCGCGAACUAAUUCAACCACCUCCACCGCAGUUAGACGAGGCUGUCCCGAACGACCCUCGAGGGUUGUCGUUGAGUGAGAGAGCAAGGGCGGCAUCUGAAUGGGAGUCUUCGAUUGAAGGUGAACAUGUCGAUUGGUACUCGGAGUAUAUUGCCCGCCAUGGGCCCAUGUCUUUGUCCUGGGUACAACAGCCAAUGAUUCAAAAUGGAGCAGGCCGAAAGCGUACACCACAUGAAGUCAAGGGUAUGGGUUUGCUCAAGGAUUGGAGUUCUGCCAGGCAAAAUAAGAUCGUUGCACCGCUAGAAGACGGAAGUGUCUGCAUCUGGGAUCUUAACCAUUCUCAUUGCGGUGAUUCACAAUCAAGCAAAGGCAAGAUCCUGGGCAUGAGUGAACCUGGCCUCCUCAUGAAGAACCUUUCCCGACGGAGAGAUCAUUCCCCUUCCAAAUCCUCGCUUGAGUUUAUUAACUUGGGCGAAGGAGUCAGUGUAGACUCCUUCCGGCACCGAGCAUACCUGGCGGUUGGAAAUGUUCUCAAUGAGGUCGAUCUGGAGACCUUGAAAUUGAUCUCACAGCAGCGCUAUCCCUGGUCGAUUUUUGCACUCUCUCAGGAGACCGAUUAUUCUGUUCCACUAACAUUAGCCACGACGCUCAGCCUUCAAAUACACGACGCCAGAUUACCUGCCACUGAAGAAGAGGAAGCAAUCAGUCUGCGGUGUGAGGAGAAUUCCGCUCCCUUGGUGCCUGAGUUAGACAUAUUCUCUCAUUCAGACUCCCCACGGCUGCAGCUUCAACCGAAUGGGCUACCUCCCCAUCGGAUUCGAAGUCCAGGCCCAUCAGACGAUACUAAUUAUGCGCCACUCUUCCAGCCUGGGCCUCUGUCCAUUCUCCAUCCACCCGCCCCGCAUGUGAAUAGCAUUCUUGUUGCAGGCAGAUUUCCCAGCAUCCUCUGCUACGAUCGUCGCUUUUUCCCUCGUCUGCAGAGCACCGUCCACUCUGGUGGUAGUCUUUGUGGUCUUACAUCCGCACCUGAGCCCCGAUUCCCCGUUUUCAAAGACUCGGACUACCCUGCAUCUCACAACGUUGUCGCGUGUGGCGAGUACAACGGAAGAGGCUCACUGGAGCUAUACAACCUCAGCUCUUCCUCUCAGGAUCCCCAAAGCCGCCCAUCAGACAGAUCGUCCGCCCUGGUACUGCAACAUAAAAAUCGACAAAGCGCGGCUAGCUCCAAGCUUCUAUCGGUAGCUUCUCACGGAAAUCGUAUUGUCUAUUCAGAUUCUGAAGGGAAUAUCAAAUGGGUCGAGCGAAAUGGCCGCGCCGAAGUCCGCCGAUGGAACAUCAAUACCUCCCAGCCCCAACUUCCAUUCUUCCGAAGCAGCCAGCCACCUUCCGAACAAUCUGGAGCUGACGACUCACAACCCCGAGGGCUUUGGCCAAGUUCACAGCCUGAAAAUAACAGCAGUGAAGUCGCGCGCAAGAUUCUCCCAACUGGAGGAAACCUCACUGGUGAUGAGCUACUGGUGUGGACCGGAGAACGUAUUGGACGUAUCAAGUUUUCCAUUCCCGCAGAUACGAAUCGGGAAGAUGAUGAAGAAGACGAGUGGUUCAUGCAUGCCGAGGUUGACGAAGAGACAAGGGAAGCCAUGCGGCAUAAACUACGCGACGAAUGGGAGAAAGAGCGAAAAUACGAAGAUACCAUGCGGCGGGCUUUGGAGAGACAAGCGGACGAGGUACGAUGGAUGGGGACGGACGGCAUGAGUUGA
Messenger RNA from Penicillium odoratum, 2004 nucleotides. RefSeq lists its product as uncharacterized. The coding region runs from base 1 to 2004 and encodes 667 amino acids. Gene Ontology annotation, biological process: protein polyubiquitination. The record is from RefSeq and is a predicted model, not a curated record. NCBI's taxonomy places the organism in Eukaryota, Fungi, Ascomycota, Eurotiomycetes, Eurotiales, Aspergillaceae. Gene Ontology annotation, molecular function: protein binding. The transcript has 2 exons.